CGCGGAGGAGAACGAGGAGCAGCUGGGAUUCAAAGCGUUAACGCUCGGGGAACCUGCGGCUUCACGGAGCCGCCUCCCGCAGCUCUGCAGGGUUUUUACAUGUUCCUCACAUCUGGGGUCCGGAGGGGCCCCCACAUGCCUGGAGAGACUGGGGGGGGGGACAGGCGUCUGCAUGUCUGCCGCGAGGACGGACGCUUAAAUAGCUGGACGUCCAGCUGCCGCUCUCACUUCCCGACUCGUCUGCAGGUGGAGGACGUCGACAUGGUCCCACUGAGGCUGCUCGGCUUCGGCUUGCUCGCUGCCGCUUGGUGCUUCACUCGAGCUGCUGAAGGUGAGGUCAUCUACGCGUGUCACAACGACACCGCUGAGAUGUCGUGUGACAUCGGCAGUAAGAUCAACCUGGAGCACAUCCUGUACAAGGUGGGCGUGGGGACGAGGUGCGGCGAGGGGAAGCGUCACCCCGACGACGGGCCCGACACCUUCUGCUCCUUCCCCUGGGCCGAGAUGGUCGUGGAGGAUCUCUGUGGGAACAAGCGCUCCUGUCAGGUCCCGGUCACCGAGCUGGUGUUCGGUGAAUACGAGUGUCAGGAGCAGACGCGCUACCUGGAGGUGUCCUACACCUGCGUGGCCCCGCCCCCUCCUCCACCGCCCCCACCUCCGCCCAAACCCGACUGUGAAGAGGAUCCAGCUGCCGAGGCCUGAAGCUUUUAAAACUUUAUUGUUCGUCACGGUGGACAGAAGUUAGUACGAAGAGCCCGUCAGCUCCACGUCCAACACCAGACGAACCAGAACCAGAACCAGAACCUGAACCUGAACCUGAACCUGAACCUGAACCAGGUGUCGGCGCUGCAGCCGUGUUACCUCAGAGUUUAGAUGUUAGAACACACGAUUCUCUCAGACUGUCCUGUUUGAAUUAAAAUAAAUGACUCAUGUGAAUCA
Messenger RNA from Scophthalmus maximus (turbot), 939 nucleotides. RefSeq lists its product as uncharacterized. Lineage: Eukaryota; Metazoa; Chordata; Actinopteri; Pleuronectiformes; Scophthalmidae. The record is from RefSeq and is a predicted model, not a curated record. Gene Ontology annotation, molecular function: carbohydrate binding. The transcript is spliced from 6 exons. The coding region runs from base 100 to 702 and encodes 200 amino acids.